UGUUCAUUCCUUUUAGUUCAGUUUUCUUAAUACACAAUGCUUACAAAGGACUUUCUACUAACUAUUGGAUUGUUUUUGUGGAUGUACUUCCUAUGGAAUCGGCGCAGGCUAUAUUCGAUGGCUCUCAAGCUGCCAGGUCCAUUGGGACUUCCAAUUCUGGGCAUUGCAAUCGAGUGCAUUUUGAACCAUCGUAAACUGACCAUUCGAACAAAGUACAUGGACAAGUAUGGAUCAACUGUCCUGCUCUGGUUGGGAAUAACGCCUUUUAUUGCGACCCGGGAUCCAAAGGUUGCCGAGCAGGUCCUGAGUGCACCGGAAUGCAUCAACAGGAGUUCCAUAUUGACUCGGCCGAUUGCCCACGGUUUGGGAGAAGGGUUGCUCACAUUGGAAGGAGCCAAGUGGAGUGAACGUCGCAAGCACAUUAACCAGGCAUUCAAGCAUAAUGUACUUCUCAGCUUUUUCCCCAUUUUCAAUGCCGAGUCUAAAUCGCUAUUGACUUUACUGGACUCACUCGUCGGUCAGGGAGAAAAGGAUAUCCUCAAUGACAUAAUCAGAUGGUCGUUUAGAAUAGCCACUCAAACCACAGUGGGGACCGAUGUGCAGCACGAGGAAAACUUUAAGAACGAUACCACCUUAAAAAGUUAUCAGCGGGGCAUGAAAAUAGUCAUCCUGAACAUUUUGUUGCCUUUCACUCAGAACAAAAUUGUUGCCUUGUUGUGCGGACUUGAAGGUCAGAGGUUGAAGAUUGUAACAGAUAUUGACAAUAUGAUUCAAAAAAUUGUCGACAAAAAGCUCAACACAAAGACAGAAAACAGCGCACAGCCUGAAAUGCAAUCUGUGAUCAACAAAUCCAUAGAACUGUUUCGGAACGGAGAAAUGCCCAUGCAAGAUGUUAAAGGCGAAUGUAGUGCCAUGGUCAUCGCUGCCUUUGAGACAACUGGUCUAACUGUUCGUCAUACACUUCUUCUUUUGGCCAUGUUUCCCGAGUACCAGGAAAUCGCCUUUGAAGAGCUUAAGGAGCUCUUCCCAACGGCAGGAUACUUCGAUGUGGACUACGAGGACCUGCAGAAAAUGGUUUUCUUGGACCGCGUUCUGAAUGAAACCUUGCGAUUGAUGCCCUCCGUUCCGAUUUCUGCGAGGGAAACAAUUCGGGAUUUCCGACUCUCGAACGGAGUUGUCAUUCCAAAGGGAGUAAACUUUGGAGUCGACAUAUUCAACAUUCAUCGCAACCCGGAUUACUGGGGUCCAGAUCCUGGGAAGUUCAAUCCAGACAACUUCCUGCCAGACAAUGUGCGCGAUAGGCAUCCCUAUGCCUUCAUUCCAUUUUCGAAGGGAAAACGGAAUUGUAUAGGUUGGAGGUAUGGAGUAUUGUCUGCAAAGCUCGCUUUAGCCAAGAUCCUCAGAAACUUUAAGGUGAGCACAUCAUUUCGCUAUGAGGACCUGGAGUUCGCUGACAACGUAGGCAUUGAAUUGAUUAAGGCCCCAGGAUUAGCUUUUGAAAGACGGACUUAA
Molecule: messenger RNA, 1512 nt
Organism: Drosophila ficusphila
Lineage: Eukaryota; Metazoa; Arthropoda; Insecta; Diptera; Drosophilidae
Gene: Cyp313a3
Product: probable cytochrome P450 313a3
Exons: 7
Coding region: 37-1512 (491 amino acids)
Molecular function (GO): monooxygenase activity; heme binding; oxidoreductase activity, acting on paired donors, with incorporation or reduction of molecular oxygen
Source: RefSeq, a predicted model, not a curated record